Messenger RNA from Pyrus x bretschneideri (Chinese white pear), 1089 nucleotides. Its product is annotated as peptide methionine sulfoxide reductase A1. Gene Ontology annotation, molecular function: peptide-methionine (S)-S-oxide reductase activity. The transcript is spliced from 2 exons. The coding region runs from base 51 to 806 and encodes 251 amino acids. Gene Ontology annotation, biological process: cellular response to oxidative stress. NCBI's taxonomy places the organism in Eukaryota, Viridiplantae, Streptophyta, Magnoliopsida, Rosales, Rosaceae. The record is from RefSeq and is a predicted model, not a curated record. Gene Ontology annotation, cellular component: cytoplasm.
GGAGGGCGAAACUCCCAUUUUAGUCCACCAGCAACACGUCACACCCAAAAAUGCUCACAUUCUCCACCACCACCACCGCAACGGUACCUAAAUUCGCCCUCUCUAACCCCUUCCUUUCUCUCUCUAAACUCCGACACAAACCCGCCUCCAAUUUCCCGCAGACCCACAGGACCAUCUCCUUCCGCACCCCCCAAAUGAACAUCCUCAACAAGCUCGGCUUCGGCCCCAAGACCGCUUACCCCAACGCCGAAUCGUCCUCUAUCGCCCAGGGCCCCGACGAUGACGUUCCGGCGCCGGGUCAGCAGUUCGCCCAGUUUGGAGCCGGGUGCUUCUGGGGUGUCGAGCUGGCGUUUCAGCGAGUACCCGGCGUGACGAAGACGGAGGUUGGGUACACCCAGGGGUUUCUGCACAACCCGAGUUACGAGGACGUGUGUACCGGCACCACCCGGCACUCGGAGGUUGUGAGAGUGCAGUACGACCCUAAAGAGUGCAACUUUGAGAGCCUGCUCGAUCUUUUCUGGUCCAGGCACGACCCCACCACGCUCAAUCGCCAGGGGGGUGAUGUUGGGACACAAUACAGAUCUGGAAUAUACUUCUAUGCACCUGACCAAGAGAAGGAAGCACGCGAAUCUCUGGAGCAACACCAGAAGAAAGUGAACCGAAAGAUUGUCACAGAGAUCCUUCCUGCCAAGAAGUUCUACCGAGCGGAGGAGUACCACCAGCAGUACCUUGCAAAAGGGGGACGUUUUGGUUUUAGGCAAUCUACUGAGAAAGGAAGCAAUGAUCCAAUCCGAUGCUACGGCUAAUCUAUUUGGUUAUGUCUCUAAAGGCAAACCGUACCCGUUAUUGUUCAUAGAUUGGUGCUUUUGCCGUAUGUUUGACAUGUAACCAGCUUCUGCGUACUUUGUUGAGUGAAGUAUGCUAUGAUCGUAUCCAUGUCAUGAACCUGGAUCGAGAAUAAUUUGUACUUUUGCGUCUGUUGCAGCAUCUGCUAUUGGAUAACUUGGAAGCGAUGAACUGCUGUCUUCACUUUUUUUGUUAAGGUUUCUGUGAAUUCGAUAUUUAGAAGCAUAGUUGCUAUUUGGGCCA